AUGUCUGCAAUUGGGUCUCUCGUCUUCUGCACAGAUUGUGCCAACAUGUUGGACAGCUCGAGUGGCAGCAUGAAUUCAGUCCUGGUCUGCGAUUACUGCGGCGCGCAUAAUAAAGCCAAAAAUGUCUCAGAUACCGCAUCCAAAACCAUUAUCACCUCCACCCAGCCGUCAUCCUUUCCGUCCCUCCUGCGCCAGAAGCGGUCCGAAAUCCAACAGAUUGAGCGAGGCGACCUGCAAAAUGAAGCUACGAUCAAAGUGACCUGCACCGAAUGCGGGAGGGAUGAGGUCAGAUAUACGGCUGUACAGUUGAGGAGUGCAGAUGAAGGCAGCACUAUUUUCUAUAGGUGCGACUGCGGGAACAAGUGGAACACAAAUAACUGA
Messenger RNA from Drepanopeziza brunnea f. sp. 'multigermtubi' MB_m1, 381 nucleotides. The record is from RefSeq and is a predicted model, not a curated record. NCBI's taxonomy places the organism in Eukaryota, Fungi, Ascomycota, Leotiomycetes, Helotiales, Drepanopezizaceae.